Molecule: messenger RNA, 2747 nt
Organism: Nematostella vectensis (starlet sea anemone)
Lineage: Eukaryota; Metazoa; Cnidaria; Anthozoa; Actiniaria; Edwardsiidae
Product: phosphomevalonate kinase
Exons: 1
Coding region: 39-617 (192 amino acids)
Biological process (GO): isopentenyl diphosphate biosynthetic process, mevalonate pathway; cholesterol biosynthetic process
Cellular component (GO): cytoplasm
Molecular function (GO): phosphomevalonate kinase activity
Source: RefSeq, a predicted model, not a curated record
UUGAGCCCGUGUUACGUACUCAGCGUACACUUUCAAAGAUGGCGGCCAAACCCUUUGCUGUGUGCAUUUUGAGUGGGAAAAGGAAAUCCGGGAAAGACUAUGUUGCUGAAAGACUUAAAAUACUCUUAGGGAAAAGCAACUGUGAAAUAUUACGGCUAUCAGGGCCGCUUAAAAGAGAAUACGCUAGAAUUCAUAAACUAGACUAUCAAAAGCUUUUAGAUUCGUCGGAUUACAAAGAGAAGUAUCGAAAAGACAUGAUAAAAUGGGGCGAGGAAAAACGGAACGCGGAACCUUACUGUUUCUGUGAACUGGCUGCUAAAAUGGCAUACAGAGAUGCGCAGUCCGAGACCAAAUUAUACUGGCUUGUGUCUGAUGCUAGACGAAUCACAGAUUUGCAAUUCUUUCAACAACAUUACCCACGUGUUGUUCACGUUCGCGUGACAGCUAGUGACGAUGUGCGCAUGCGUCGAGGCUGGAUGUUCACCAAUGGUGUUGAUGAUGCAGAGUCGGAAUGCGGCCUUGAUGACGUCAUUUUCGAUGUAGCUAUUAUAAAUAAUGGGGAUAAUGAACAAUUGGAAAACUCACUUGCCUCCCUCAAAGAUAAGCUAACUGCUUAAAGUAACCUUACAGCCUGAAGAAUGGUGCUUGCACGUUUUGUACUGUUUUUUAUGUUUCGAGAGUAAUUUCUCAAAAUUCCAAAUUUGUUUACACAGUCCCAUUCCAAUUGAAGUCAUAACAAGUUAAUGCCAUAAUCUUCACACCCAGAGUCCACACCUCAUAACCUAGGAGCAAGAUACCCUGGUGAGAGCAGGUCACAUGGCACCCAUUUUUAUAGAAACUUCAUAUAGGGGAGGGGACCAAGGGAAAAAAAAAAGAGAAUAUGUAUCCAACUUGAGAAAAAAACAGUUAAGGUUCAUAAGCGUUUAUCAGUCUUGAAAAAUAUAACAGCACAAUAACAUACCUGUCAGCCUCCGAGAAUCUCAAGGCUUGAGAAGGGGGGUGGGGUAUAUUCAUUUUUUUGGGGGAGGGAAGGGUAAACCUCGCAGGCAUUUGCCGUAUAGAAAGCUCUCUUGUGAACAAAUCCACUAAUCUCACGAGGGUGUUAGAUAAAUUGCGUUGCGCAAGGGAAUUAUUAUUUUAAAUACUUUAAUAGAAAAUAGGCAAAAUGACGUUUUUCUAUAGAAUAAUUUCUCAGAAGUGCUAACAAGGCUAAAAAGCGGGAGAUUUUGUGCUAAACGCGGGAGAAGGGGUCCAAAAUCUUGAGACUCCCGCCUAAUGCGGGAGAGUUGACAGGUAUGCGAUAAGCCCAAGUGUGAUUACUUUUAAUUAAUCACAUAAUUUUGGUCCCCUUAACCAAUCAUGUAUGGCACACGAUCACCAAGAAAGAGCUGAGAAAUCUACAUUAGCUGAAGGACAGAGUGGGCUUUACAAAGAUCAAAGUUGGGGGAAUAAACAAAAAAACUACCAAAUUCCUAACUGCCUUAGUUUUCACAUUUAUUAGAGACUGCUACGAUUUAGUUGUGGUAGGGGAACUUCAAGUUUCCUUUUCCCCAGUAGUCAUAACGAUCCAACAAUACAACACAAAUUGAAUAACAUUUCAAAAUUCAUUUUAUAUUUAUUUUAUUCUUACCUGGAGGUGGGAAUCUCCCCAUGAAUUUCCUUCUGUCUCAGUUUCUUAAUUUUUUUUGACAUUACGAUGAGUUGUGAGACUUUGCAGUAUUUACUGUUAUCGAAUACUCAAAUUCAAAUGUCUGGCCAGGGCUGCCACGCUAUUUUGUGAGUCAAGAGGUCAUCACUCUCAUUUCCCAGCGUGCACGCGUAGUGAAAUUUGGAUUGGAAUCCGGGAAAGAAUGCAAAAUAAAGCUGGCAAUUGAAUUCUACCAUUGCAAAAGCAUUGAAUUUACAGCCCUAAUCUGUAAAAACUUCGAAAGCCAGAGUGUUAGAAUGAGCUGUAACAGUGUUUACAUUCCAAUGUUACCGCUCCCAGUUCCCGUCCAGUAGAUAUUUCUUUUAGCAAUUCAGCGAUUUCUUAUUUUCUCCUAGCACAACCAAAUUGUAGCAGCCCCUAGUAAAUGUGAAAACUAAGGUGGUCCUAUUGGGAAUUUUUUCGUUUAUCCCUCCAUACGCUGCUAGCUAACGUAUGUUAUAUUUCCCAGCUCUUUCUGGGCCAAUUGCUUGCCAGCUAGGCUGUAUGUGAUUGCUCAAGGGGACCGAAAGUAUGCAAAUAGUUGGUCAUACUUGGACUCUUCGUGCUGUAAGAGACAAGAAGUUGAUUUGAAAAGCCCUUUUAGACCAACUUUGAUAAGACAACAAUUUGAUUCUUGGUUAACACUAAUCAACUACUGAAGAUAAUAAAACCAAAUUUUUGUCAGAAUUUAUCUUGAUUUUUUGAAAAAAACUGCUCAAUUUUCUAUCCAACUGGCAAACAAAUUCCUAAGGGAUAGGGUUUCUGGAUUUCAAAUAAUACACAAUACAGUGUACAUAUACUUAAACCAAAUGUGGGCAAGUUAAGCAUAACAAUGACUUUUUGUCAACAGUUGGAAAACUACAGUAGAGACUAGAGAAACAUUAACAGCCUAUAAUAGUUGUAUCAUUCUGCACAUAGUGCUAUGCUCUGCAAUACUCAUUGGUUAGAAUUAGGCUUUUAAACAAGGCUAAAGGAGAUAACUAUCUAACAAGGACUGUAGUAAGAAAUAUUAAAAUUCAUGGAAAAUACAUGAAAUUACACAAUACUCUAUGAUCACUCG